CACUGGUAUGCCAUUGAAUACCGCCUCCACUGUGUCAUUUGUCUGUGUCCUUGAUGUCUAGAAGUAGUCGAAAUCUAUGUCACUAUACUCUCAUUUGUGUGUGCUAUCACGGCGGCGGGCAUUGAGGUCGUUCUAUAUAUCACCAUCGCUGUGCCGCCAUGUCUCCAUCGACGUCAACUCGAGAGCUUCAUAUACCGAGCCCACUCCGUCCCACCUGGUCAGGUUCGCUCUGACAGGUACCACGAAACCUUCCCACAAUGACGUCUCCAAUCCGGAGCUUGACAAACACCUCUCGGACAUAUUUCUCGGUGAUUGGCCUUUGGUAUCUCUACCACCACCUUUUUGGAGUUCUUCUGGUCGACAGCCACAAAACCCCGAUGAAAUCGCGUUGUUCAAAGCCCUGAAACAUGACGUCCGAAACCUGCGUCACUUGCAGGUACUCAUUGAAAGAACUAUCAAUGAAGUAGAAGGCAGUCUACUUUUACAGACACAAUCCUGCGCCCUUUUAGCGCAAGCGUUGAAUCGUUGCCAGCGAAAGAAUUCCUACGGCGAGAUUCUCUCGGCGCUCAAUGCUAUCAUCACAAGACUGGAGAGGCUGGGACUACCGCGUACGAGUAAUCUAUACUUUCUGGGGAUGUACUAUGCUGCACUUUCAUUGUCUGCGCCGGCUCUUGAAAGGUUUUUGGACGGGUACCUUUCCGUUGGCCUGUGGCCCAUGGACAGCCUCGCAAGUAAGUCUCUAGUGAAUGCGCUCCUCAAUGCCCUUCACUAUCAGAGGUUCCGUGAGGUUACUAUUAAUACGAACGCGAUACUGGAGUUGAUCGAGGGAGGUAAACAACAAAGGAAGAAAACCCUUCACGAUCUGUUGUCCUGGGGCGAUUCUGCCGGCCCAGCCAUGCAUCGGGGGCAUUACCUUUGCUUACUCGCGAAACUGCGGAGCAAAGACCUUCUGUCUGAAGUAUGGAGGCAAGCGAUGUGGAGACUUUCGCCAAGCGCUUCCCCUGAAAUGUACCAAUGCAUGUACUCUUGUAUAUUGACUCUGACGGAAAGUGGUGAUGUUGUCCAAGCUAUGGAUUACUUGCAGGAAGUGUCGAAACACUCCCAGGGAAUGCUUCCUGGUAUUUCCGAGUUCAAAGAUGUCAACACACUGCUUGAGUCAGAAGUUAUUGGUCCCCUAUUGCCUCGGAUGGCAGGUGAGAAAGAGUACUUGAAGCUUCUUGAGACCCAACUAAUACAGAUCGAGCACAAGCUGGGUCUUAGUUGGGAUUCUGAUGGCCCCUUUCACACGAAUAUAAGUGAUCCGCACUCGAUAAUAUCUGAUAUACCUCUCUUCAAUAUCGAUGGUGACAGCACAGGCUAUGAGAGCGUUGCACGAUUAAUUACCGAAAUCAACGCCUCCGGAUGCUCCAGGUCAGCAACAGAUCUCGGGAAGAUUGCAGAACUGCUCGAAGAACACGAGGGAGACAUUAUCCCUGUAUCUUUGCCAUCAACUGAAGGCCAGAAUGAGGAGUAUGCCUGGUUUCCCCAGUAUUCUCCAGUUCAGUGUUUGGGGGCCUCUCCGUCUGCUGGAAAAGAGGGCACUGAGUCUUGGACACCUUCAACGCUAGGUUUAGUCCGUGUCAGCUGCGAUAGGAGUGGAUCCCCUCUCGAACGUUCCAUUCAUGUGAUGCAGCUUGGUCGUUUGGCAAGGAGAGCCAGAUGUUCACAUGAUCAGGAUCCAAGCUAUGAUAAUCCUUGGGAAGAGACCGAGCAUAUGAUUGCGUGGGAUCGUGUCUAUGGCCAGCUCAUCGCUGUAUACGUUGGACCAAGCGACGGGCCUAUUGAGAGUCGCAUAGAGUCACGAGCUGCACGAGCGCGAUCUGGUAUUGAGGCGAUCACCACAGUCUCUCUUCAUGGUGAAACGGCGGCAACUUCUCAGGGUGAUCUGAUAUCUUUUAUUGGAAAUGCGUCUAUGCAUUAUUACAUCGAGGAAGAUCCAAGUCCGGACCUCAUGCUAUGAUUGCUUCUCUUUUUGGUCACUGGUGUACAUAAGCAUUGAGCUCGAAGUACUUGCUCAGCACAGAUAGCCUCUUUCUGAUACGAUGCUUUUCCGGCAAUUACCAUCGAAGACUUUCAUGGAAGAAGCUCAUAUUAGCUCUGUCGGAUAUUGCAUCUUGCAAAGUGUGUCCGCAUUAGGGCCUUAUUUCCCCCUACGCUCGGAAGCUAAUGCUAUAUUU
This is a messenger RNA of Aspergillus costaricaensis CBS 115574, 2216 nucleotides long. RefSeq lists its product as uncharacterized. Lineage: Eukaryota; Fungi; Ascomycota; Eurotiomycetes; Eurotiales; Aspergillaceae. The record is from RefSeq and is a predicted model, not a curated record. The coding region runs from base 77 to 1999 and encodes 640 amino acids. The transcript has a single exon.